AAUUGAUAUAAUUUUCGUGGCCAAAAUACAAAAUUUUGCUGCUCAAAUUGGAUAACACCUACAUGCAAUAUAAUAAAAUAUUAAAGGAAAAUUAGAAAUUAUCGUAAAUUAUCGAAGGAAGGAAAUUAACUAAUUCAUCACUCAUCACUGUUCUCAUCUAAAAUGAUUAAGAAAACUUUAUUUAAACUAUAAAAUUUUGAUUAAUAUAGCAAUCAUGAUAUGUUGCUUCCCGACGAAACAUAUGAACAGGCUAUACGCCCAACACCAUCAACAGAAACAAUAUUAAUUCAGUCAGAAAUAGCACCUAGAAAAAAAUUAGUCGAAUUUUAUUCACCAAAUCUAAAUGAUAAGAAAAAUCAUAAUAUCAAUAAUAAUACUCAUAGUCAAAUUACUACGACAAUAAAACCAUCCUCAUCAAUAACAUCGGUAGCAACAAUUAAAGAAAAAUUUAAAAAAUCGUGUUUAUUACCAACAAAUAUCAAUAAAAAAUCACUUUCAAUAACAAAUCUUAAAGAAAUUAUAACAAAAAAUGAUGAAAAAAUUUCAAAAGAAUCUCAUGACAAUAACUAUAAUCGAAUUCAAUCAAAUAAACAGUAUCAAAAACAAAUUAAAGAAAAAUCACCAACAAUUUCAACAAUACCAAUCACAACAAUCUCGACCUCAACAGCAACAACGACGAUGAUAAAUCAUUAUAGUAAUUGUAAUAUAACUUCAUCAUCACCAUCAUCAUCAUUUUCACCAACAUCAACAUCAUCAUCUAAACGUCGUAAUUCAAUUGCUAGCUAUGAUCGAACAUCCGAUUUUUUUAAUCAUAUACCAGAUUUUAUUGGUGAAGCAUUAAACCCGUUUACUAUUAAAAAUUUUCAACAACAAAAACAAUUACAUAAGAAACAACAAUAUCACCAAUAUAAUCAUCAGCAACAUCAACAACAAAAAAAUCGCAAUAUUGUAAAAAAAAGUAAUUUAAUACCAAAAGUAACUAUCAUUAAUGGUCAUCACUUACAAUCACGUAAUAACAGCAAUCAUAAUAAUAAUGAUGAUGAUUUAGUAGAUGACGAUAACAAUAGUAGUGAUAAUAGUAUCGAUGACAAUGGUGAAUUUGAUUCCUUUAAUAAUAGUUCCGAUAUACUUAAGAUAUGUGAAGAAUUCUUAUGGCGUUAUAGAAUACGUCCAGAUUUUUUUUGUAAAUAUCAUAAAGCUUUAAGGUUAGCUGAAGGAAAUGGUACACUUUAG
This is a messenger RNA of Condylostylus longicornis, 1233 nucleotides long. RefSeq lists its product as uncharacterized. The record is from RefSeq and is a predicted model, not a curated record. The transcript has 6 exons. NCBI's taxonomy places the organism in Eukaryota, Metazoa, Arthropoda, Insecta, Diptera, Dolichopodidae. The coding region runs from base 220 to 1233 and encodes 337 amino acids.